AUGUCCGUGGGCUGCGGGCAGCAUUCAGUUCUGGAAGAGACUCUGCUUACUCGGCUACAGAGGCCUGGCUGGUGUUGCGGAGGUUUUCAUGGCGACACGAAGGAAGAUUUCAUAAACUCCUUUACCCAAGGUUCAUUGCAAGAACGAAUGGAUGCAGUGGAGAGGCUCCACAAGCGUCUCCCGGCGUGGGGCAGCGAGUCCAUGCGAGACAGGCAUUCUGAUUGGGUGGCUGCUGUUUACGAUGGAGCCAAGAUUGUGCUGGAACAGGAGUUGGCUCGGGAUCCUGAUGCUGUCUAUCAACAGGCCUUACAUGCAGACACCAGCGUGCGACGGGCAGUGGUGGAGGUUCUUGGCACAAGAGCAUCCAAAGGAGAUGAACGGGCUAUAUCAUGCUGCCACGCACAUUUGCGAAAGUUCCCCCACUCUGUCUUCGAAUCCUUGGCAAAACUGACUCACCCUGGGGACCCCAGGACCAUCGAGGCGGCGGGUUGUGUGAUAGACACCUACACCACUUGGAGCAACUGGAGGUUGGAUCUUAGCGGCAGUCUGGGACGGCGGCUGCGUGAAAUUGCUCAGAAGGACGAUGAGAAUCUAGUUCGCACCGUUUGCCAAAGGUUGGAGCAUCGAGAGAAAGAUGCAAGGGAAGCAGCGGCAGCUGCGCUCAAAAUCAUCGCCAGCAAGGAUUCUGAGCAUGUCGUGCAGGAGAUCUUGGCGCGGCUAAACCACGGGCGAGCGGAAGUGCGAGAGGUGGCCUUGCUGGCUCUUGGCCAGAUGGCUCUUCCCAACAAUCUUGAAGCUGUCAAUGCCACGCGCCGGCUCCUCCAAGAUCGAAGUCAGAAACUCGUUCGUCCCAGGGCACAAAGUACGCUUGCACUGCUAGAGGGGCGCAAUCGACCGCGGCGUUGA
Messenger RNA from Symbiodinium natans, 906 nucleotides. NCBI's taxonomy places the organism in Eukaryota, Dinophyceae, Suessiales, Symbiodiniaceae. The record is from the annotation of a GenBank genome assembly.